GCAAUCGAAACCUCGCCACCACAAAUCUCCCGCAGGCAGUCGAUCUUGCAUUUCAGUAGGGAGAGUAUUUGGUUGUCACUCGAUACAUGCCUCAAGGAAUUGAGAAAUCACAUGAGUGAUACUGAGAAUAGGCAAUAGCUUGCAGGCGUUGCCCAUCCCCAUAUCAUCGUCUGCGCGACUCAGGGUCGCUCACCAUGUCUACGGCCAUGGAAAUUUGUGCUCCUGCCUCUUCUCAAUCGAGCAGUCCUGCUACCAGCCUACCCCUACCUUGAGCUGUAGAGCGCCAAGACCCGUCGGUGAUUUUUUCAAGAACAUAGAUACCCACCCCAAAGGCUGUCCCUGUUAUAACAUCUGAUCACUAUCUGAUUCUCCUCAGGCUCCCAUGGAUGAGACAAACCGUGUCAAAGCUCUUGUGUGUUCCGCCCUCCUCUUGUUAGGGAGCGUUUUCCUCACCAACUUUAACGACUGUUGUUCGAUAUCCGUUCCCCAAUAUUGUCAACUCUCAACUCCAAGCCGAUGGAUCCAAAGGUACUGGUGAGCAGUUUUCAUGGGUACCCAUGCUAAGGUACAGGCCUACAAAUUAUUCUCCAUUCGGUCUGGGAUCUACAUAGAUGACAGGGAUGCUCUUCUGCCCAUCUAUAUAGAUCUCAUACUCCCGUUUAUAAGCAUUUUCUUCUAACUAGUUGAUCUGUAGGUCUUGUUCUUUCUUUAGCAGUGGAUCUCUGCGAUUGCAAAAUCAGACAAGCGGCCUAAUAGCGACAAUGGCCAACGUUUUGGAGAAACAAG
Messenger RNA from Suillus subaureus, 786 nucleotides. RefSeq lists its product as uncharacterized. Bases 383 to 538 code for a protein of 51 amino acids. The transcript is spliced from 3 exons. Lineage: Eukaryota; Fungi; Basidiomycota; Agaricomycetes; Boletales; Suillaceae. The record is from RefSeq and is a predicted model, not a curated record.